Messenger RNA from Spirodela intermedia, 2266 nucleotides. The record is from the annotation of a GenBank genome assembly. NCBI's taxonomy places the organism in Eukaryota, Viridiplantae, Streptophyta, Magnoliopsida, Alismatales, Araceae.
AUGCAGCGGAAGGCGGCGGCGUCGCCGGGGCUUCUCUGCGUCCUCCCAUGGCGAGUAACCGGAGCUGCUUGGGCGUGUCGACUUCACUCCAUACUCACCUCUAGCGACUCCCACGAUCCUCCCUUCUCCUCCGUCCCGGAGAAGCCCCCGCCGGCGAGGAUCAAGCGAAGAACCAAGCCGAGCGCCACCGCCACCACCACCUCUACCAAGCCGAGGCAUACCGGCGGCGAUCGUUUCCCCGUCCACUCUGAUCUCCCCUUCGACUUCCGAUACUCCUACUCUGAGACGGACCCCUGCCUCCGGCCGCUAGGGUUCCGGGAACCGCCGAGGUUCUCCCCCUUCGGCCCCGGCCGGCUCGAUCGGACCUGGAACGGGGUUUCAGCGCCGGCGCCGGCGGAGGAGAAGCCGGCGGCGGAGCGAGCGGCGGUGCUCGGUGCGCCGCUCACCGAGUCGGAGAUCGAAGAGCUCGUGGAGAGGUACAGGCACAGCGACUGCUCUCGCCAGAUCAAUUUAGGUCAGGAUCUUCGUCCUCAUCGUCUUCCUCCUUUUCCCGUGGGUUCCUCCUCUUCUGACGCCUCCCUCUCUUCUUCCUUCCUGCGAUUUCAGGAAAGGGAGGAGUGACUCACAACCUGCUGGAUGAUAUCCACAACCACUGGAAGAGGGCCGAAGCUGUGAGGAUCAAGUGCCUCGGCGCGCCGACGCUGGACAUGGACAACGUCUGCUUCCACCUCGAGGUGCCAGGAUCGAGUUGCAGAGAUCUUCAAUGAUCCAGGUUCCAUGUCUUCAAACUUGCUGAAAUGGUUCGGGAGACUCAUUCGCAGGACAAAACCGGGGGGAAGAUAAUCUACCGGAGAAUCAACAUCCUCCUUCUGUACCGGGGCAGGAAUUAUGACCCCAGAAGGAGGCCCGUAGUGCCAUUGAUGCUGUGGAAACCUCGUGCUCCGAUUUACCCGAGGCUGGUGAAGAACGCCGCCGAGGGCCUCACCUUUGAGGAGACGAAGGAGAUGAGGAGCAGAGGCCUCAAUUCUCCUGCUUUGAUGACAUUGAGUAAUCUUCCUACUCUUGUUCUUGCCUGCUCCGCCAUGACCGACCCAUCUAAGAUGACACUUUCACAUACAAAAAUGGAUUCUAUAAUUCUUUUUCCUUGAUCUUGAAAUCAUUACCUCACUGAUCAGUCACCGAAUCAAAGAUGAUCUGCCGGAAACUUGUCAAACUAAAAUAUGAUUAAAAAUUACAAUUAGAUUCUCUGCAGUCCCUUUUUGCUUUCAUGCUAUUAAAAAAUAAAUAAAUUAUGGCAAAGAGUCACCAAGUAGUUAUUUCAUCAACGGGCGUUUGUGACAUAAUCUUAGUUUAGAUACAUCUGCAUUCCUUCUUCUUUUUUUUUUCAUUUCCAUGAUGUUAACUGCUGAAAAUAUAUAAUAUUUAGCUUAAGGCUGAGAACCUUUUAUGCUAUACAAUGAUUAUUAGAAUAAUAAUUAUGAUUUUUAUAGUAAAGUUCAUGUCGGCCAUGUCUUUGAGCUUUCUGGUAACGAAUCUAAUGAAUUUUCCCCCAAAAAUGUCCAGCUAGGAAUGGAGUGUACGUCAGUGUGGUGGAAAAGGUCAGGGAGGCCUUCAAAACUGAAGAGGUGGUCAGAUUAGACUGCAGCUCUGUGGAGACCAGUGACUCCAAGAAGAUUGGAGUUAAGCUGCGGGUAAAAUGCUUUUCGUGAAGGACCCUUUUGAUCUUUCCCAGUGAAUGAGAGUUUCAUAUAUAUAUAAAAUGUAUGAAAUCCUAAAUAUGAAUGUCCAGGUCUACAGAAAGACAGAACUCUCUGUUAUGAUCUCAUUAACUAAUCUGUUCAUUAAUCUAGGACUCGAGAAUCUUUAUCAAAAAUAUACAUGCUAUUUGGUCGACCCAUUUUGAAACUAUGCUGGAAACCAUUCAUUAUAUGUUGAUUAUUUUUAGAAUGUUUGGCCCUAUCCUGUUCUUUCUUGGGUUGGACCAGGGCGAUGCCAGGAUCAAGCCCUGAAGGAUCUCAGCUAUUUUGUGCACAAAAACCUGUAGAUGAUGAUCUUUUCCCAAUGUUAAAUAUUUAAUUUUUUUUCUGAUAUCAUAUUAUUGAUAUCUUUACCAUGUUAUCGACACAUCUUUCCCCAUUUGGUUUCGUUUCCUCAGGACUUGGUGCCUUGCGUGCCUAUUCUAUUUAAGAAAGGCCAGAUUGUGAUUUGGCGAGGGAGGCAGAAGCAGAGCUCUGUGGAUCACCAAGAACCCCAGGAUCAGGCCUGA